Didymodactylos carnosus is the source of this 837-nucleotide messenger RNA. The record is from the annotation of a GenBank genome assembly. NCBI's taxonomy places the organism in Eukaryota, Metazoa, Rotifera, Eurotatoria, Philodinida, Philodinidae.
AUGGCAUCAUCAUCGCAUGUCACGACGAUUCGUCGUAAAGCAUCUGAACACAGCGUGAGAACGUUACCAAACGCUGCUGCUGUAGGCGAAGGUAGAAAGAUCGUAAUCGUUACCACUAUACGCGAUCGACAUGAAUACGAGAAAGAAGAAUUAUCGAAAUUGAACAAUCGUUUUGUGACUUAUAUUGAUUCUGUAAAACAAUUGGAAUCGCUCAAUAAACAUGUGCAGAUUGAACUACAGGAGCUCCAGCGGCUAUGGGGCUUCGAUUCGACUCGAUUGAGACAGGAAUAUGAACCACUGAUGGAUAAAGCUCGACAAACGAUGGAAGCGGCUGUCAUUACCAAAGCACAACGUGAAAUCGAAAUGAAACGUGCCGAAUUCGAUACGUUCCAUUACAAGCAUGUACACGACGGUAUAGAACAAUGGUGGAAUGCUGAUCAGGCGAAAAUGUCCACCCUCAAAUCGACAUUGAAGGCAAAUCAAAUCGAAAUUGGUUCAAUAAAAAUUGAUGAGUGUUCACUUGACGGACGCUUCAUUCGAUUAGCGAAUACAUCGAAAGAGGAAGACAUGGAUAUCUCUAAUUGGUAUUUGAUGCGUAAAGUCGAUGAUCAAGAAGACAUAGUUUACCUGCUUCCUUCUAAUUUCAUUCUACAUCGUGAUCAGACGGUUAAAAUAUUAACUCGAGAAUCACGUACAAGCCAAGCCGCUCACGACCUGGUCAAUUUCGAAAUCGAUUCAUGGGGCUUCGGAAUGAAUAUUAUUACGCGACUGUACAGGGAUGACAAUGAAGAACGAGCAACUCACAUUCAGAAAAUGGCUUAUCCAUCAAGGCUGUAG